Molecule: messenger RNA, 5371 nt
Organism: Parasteatoda tepidariorum (common house spider)
Lineage: Eukaryota; Metazoa; Arthropoda; Arachnida; Araneae; Theridiidae
Source: RefSeq, a predicted model, not a curated record
GGAUAUGCACACAACUUAAAAAGAAGAAUAAUGAAAACUCUAAAUGCUUAUCAAAAUGUUAACAGAAUAAUAAUUUUUCCUUUCAACGACAGAUAAAAUAUCUAUUUUAUGCUGUAAAAUUUGCAUACGUAAACUUGCAAUGUGGCGAUUUUACAGAUAGAAAAAAUCGCCACAAUGAUUGAAAAGGUAAUCUAUUUUUCGUUGCCACGAGAAAAAUAGGACCUUCACUUCCUUUUGUGGGUUCUUGUGUGUGUGUUAGACCCUUGUUUGUGUUAUUGAACUGAAGAAGAUUCUUGUGUAAAGAAAGUUUUAAGGACAUUGUUUUGUACUGCACUUAAUGUGCUAUUUGGAUUUAGAAGAUGUAAUAAAACUCUUAUUCUCAAAUUUAUAAGACAGUGUAUCCAAAACCCUUAUUAAUGAAAGUGGAUUGCAUUCAUAGUUAUGAAAAAUCUAUAGAAAGUGCUUUAGAAGAGUAAUUUCCAUGCAGAUCGUAUUCAUAUGAUAUCUUCUUUAUACUGAAAACAAAAAUCAAUUGAAUGAUAAAAUAACAUUUUCUUCGUGUUGAUAGAAAUAAAAUUCCUGCUGUGCGUGCAUAAAUAUUAAGAAAAAAUGUGUUUUCUUUUCGAUUCAUGUAAUUGAUAAACUACUCAUGCAGUGUGUGUUAAAUGCUUCCUGGCUGGAGAAGAUAUUAUUAUUAAAGGCAAUAUCUUUCUGUGUUGGCGAUAACAUUCUUUGUUGUGACACUAACGGUAAAUAGUGUGACACAUCUUUGCAAUGAUGUUCUAAGAGAAAAAUAUUUUCAUAGAAAUUUAAUGUUUGCACUUUGCUUAAAAGUUUCCAAGUGUAGUUAAUGGCUGCUCUAAAUAAAAAGUAUGCAAUAAGAAGUAAUUUCAUUUAAAUGUUUUGCGCUCAUAAUAUAUGAAUAAUUUAUUUAAGGAUGAAUUAAUCAUGAAGAAUUUAAUUAAUGUGGUUUAAUCUAACAAACACUUUAGAGGAACUUUUCCAUGUAGUGCAUUAUUAAACAGUUUUAAAAAGAUUGUAGUUGCGGGCUAUUAAACAGUCUCUUACAUUCAUAAAGCACAUGUGAUUUGAUAUUUAUAUACAAGUAGUUGAGAUUGUGAUUUUCUUGUUAAAACGGAGAACAUAUUUUUUAUAUGCAGUUUUGGCAAUUUAAUGUUUAUAAAAUUAAAUUUUCUCUACCUUCUCAUAUUUAUGUUGAUUUAUAAGAGCAUACAUUUAUCAUGUGUGAUAAUAUAUUGAUACAAAAAUUUGCUAUUUAAUUUCUUUUUUAAAUAUAUAUUGAACCAUAUUGUUGCAAUGUGUGUGUGAAAUAAUUUGUAAAUGAAAUUUAAUUUGAUAAUUUCAUGUUCAUAGCAGUAAAUAGCAUUACUUUUUAUUCAUAUUCAUUUUUGUAAUAAGUUUUUCUAAUAACAAAUAAGAUUAAUUUUGCAGUGUAUCUAAGAAUGCCUUCAUUCAUAGUGUAUUGAAUUUAAAGGAAUCUGUUACAUAAAAAGUUUCACUGUUCCUGCAGUUUCUAGUGUAAAAGAACAUAAAGUGAAAUAAUUUAAUUUAGUUUUGUAUCUUUAUAGGUAUGAUAAAAUAGAAAUAUUAUUAAAGUAAAGUUUGUAGGGGAAAAAAAUUGCAUCUUCUCAAUAUAAUUUAAAUUAAUCAUUUCGCAGAUGCGCCUAUUAAUAAAUCAUAUUCCUGUUAUAAAGUGAUCAUAUUUCUACAGUAUUUUAUUUUGCUUAGUUAAAACAUUUAGUCAAAGUAAGUAAUUUGAUACAACAUGAUCAUUUUCUUAAUCUGUGCUAUUGAAGGCAUCUUUAUGCUAUUAAAUGAGUUACUUUUGUAAUGAAAAUUAUUUUGAAUUAUUGCUUUCAUUUUAAUUAACGGCUAAUUAUUUUUCCAUUGUCUAAAUAUAGCUAUUUGCAUCAAAUAAAUAAAUAAAAAGCAAUAAUUUGAUUUUGAACAGAAAAUCUGUAUUUUUUCUUAUAUUUAUGCAUUUUUAUUUUAAUAUUGCAAAGUGGAUUUAUAUCUUCAUUUCUUACAGCAUAUUUAUAAUUGUUUUUCUAGAAGUCUUACUCGACUACCCACAAUUUAUCUACCCUAAUGAUUCUUGCUCUAGUAACACAUACAAAAGUGUUUUACAACAAUAUUUUGUAUAGUAUUCUGGCCGUAUAAUAAUUUAAUUUUUAAAGCAAACAAGUGUGACCCAUGGUUAUUAUGGUUCAUAAUAGUAAGAAACAUAUUUCAUGUAAGACAUGAAUUUUCCAUCAAAUUAUUAACAUUUGUCUUCACCCUGUUGAGAAAUCUUAUUUGUGAAAAGAUUUUUUCUAAAAAAAGUAAACAUAUACUGUAAUAGUGUUUUUCAUCCUGUAAGAUAACCUUAUUCUUGUAAUAUAUGUAAUUAGGUUUUUUCUAAAAGAAGUAGCCAUACUAAACACUGCAGAAUUCAUAUUAGUGAGAAAUCCUAUUGUUGUAGUAAUGUAAUAAGAAUUUUUCACAAAGAGAUCUAGCUAAACGCAAUCGUGUUCAUAUGGGUGAGAUGCCUUAUUCUUGUAGUAUAUGUAAUAAGAUUUUCUCACGAAAAAGUGCACUGACUGGACACAGUCGUGUUCAUACAGGUGAGAAGUUUUAUUCAUGUAGCAUGUGCAAUAAGAGUUUCUCACAAAAAAGUGCACUGACUGCACACUUUUUUCUUCAUACUGGUGAGAAGAAACCUUAUUCUUGUUGUACAUGUAAUAAGAGUUUUUCAACUAGAUCUAAUUUAAUUCAACAUAGUCGCGUUCAUACUGGUGAGAAACCUUAUUCUUGUAGUAUAUGUAAUAGGAGUUUUUCAUUAAAAGGUAAUUUGACUCAACACAAUCGUGUUCAUACUGGUGAGAAACCUUAUUCUUGUAGUAAAUGUAAUAAGGGAUUUUCAAGUAGAGCUUAUUUGACGCUACAUAGUCGAGUUCAUACCGGUGAGAAACCUUAUUCUUGUAGUAUAUGUAAUAAGAGUUUUUCAACAAAAGGUAAUUUAACUCAACACAAUCGUGUUCAUACUGGUGAGAAACCUUAUUCUUGUAGUAUAUGUAAUAAGAGUUUUUCACAAAAAGGUAUACUGACUCAACACAAUCGUGUUCAUACUGGUGAGAAGCCUUAUUCUUGUAGUACAUGUAAUAAGAAAUUCUCACAUAAAAGUUCACUGACUUCACACUUUUUUGUUCAUACUGGUGAGGAGAAAUCUUAUUCUUGUAGUGUAUGUAAUAAGAGUUUUAUAGGAAGAUUUCUAUUGACUGAACACAGUCGUGUUCAUACAGGUGAGAAGCCUUAUUCUUGUAGUAUAUGUUAUAAGAGAUUUUCAUUAAAAUGUAAUUUGACUCAACAUAGUCGUGUUCAUACUGGUGAGAAACCUUAUUCUUGUAGUAAAUGUAAUAAGAGAUUUUCAAGUAGAACUUAUUUGACGUUACAUAGUCGAGUUCAUACCGGUGAGAAACCUUAUUCUUGUAGUAUGUGUAAUAAGAGUUUUAUACGGAGACUUCUAUUGACUGAACACAGUCGUGUUCAUACAGGUGAGAAGCCUUAUUCUUGUAGUAUAUGUUAUAAGAGAUUUUCAUUAAAAGGUAAUUUGACGCUACAUAGUCGAGUUCAUACCGGUGAGAAACCUUAUUCUUGUAGUAUAUGUAAUAAGAGUUUUUCACAAAAAUGUAUACUGACUCAACACAAUCGUGUUCAUACUGGUGAGAAGCCUUAUUCUUGUAGUACAUGUAAUAAGAAAUUCUCACAGAAAAGUUCACUGACUUCACACUUUUUUGUUCAUACUGGUGAGGAGAAAUCUUAUUCUUGUAGUGUAUGUAAUAAGAGUUUUAUGCGAAGACUUCUAUUGACUGAACACAGUCGUGUUCAUACGGGUGAGAAGCCUUAUUCUUGUAGUAAAUGUAAUAAGAGAUUUUCAAGUAGAGCUCAUUUGACGCUACAUAGUCGAGUUCAUACGGGUGAGAAACCUUAUUCUUGUAGUAUAUGUAAUAAGAGUUUUUCACAAAAAGGUAAUUUGACUCAACACAAUCGUGUUCAUACUGGUGAGAAACCUUAUUCUUGUAGUAAAUGUAAUAAGAGAUUUUCAAGUAGAGCUUAUUUGACGCUACAUAGUCGAGUUCAUACCGGUGAGAAACCUUAUUCUUGUUGUAUAUGUUAUAAGAGAUUUUCAUUAAAAGGUAAUUUGACUCAACAUAGUCGUGUUCAUACUGGUGAGAAACCUUAUUCUUGUAGUAAAUGUAAUAAGAGAUUUUCAAGUAGAACUUAUUUGACGUUACAUAGUCGAGUUCAUACCGGUGAGAAACCUUAUUCUUGUAGUAUAUGUAAUAAGAGUUUUUCACAAAAAGGUAUACUGACUCAACACAAUCGUGUUCAUACUGGUGAGAAGCCUUAUUCUUGUAGUACAUGUAAUAAGAAAUUCUCACAAAAAAGUUCACUGACUUCACACUUUUUUGUUCAUACUGGUGAGGAGAAAUCUUAUUCUUGUAGUGUAUGUAAUAAGAGUUUUAUGCGAAGACUUCUAUUGACUGAACACAGUCGUGUUCAUACGGGUGAGAAGCCUUAUUCUUGUAGUAAAUGUAAUAAGAGAUUUUCAAGUAGAGCUUAUUUGACGCUACAUAGUCGAGUUCAUACCGGUGAGAAACCUUAUUCUUGUAGUAUAUGUAAUAAGAGUUUUUCACAAAAAGGUAUACUGACUCAACACAAUCGUGUUCAUACUGGUGAGAAGCCUUAUUCUUGUAGUACAUGUAAUAAGAAAUUCUCACAAAAAAGUUCACUGACUUCACACUUUUUUGUUCAUACUGGUGAGGAGAAAUCUUAUUCUUGUAGUGUAUGUAAUAAGAGUUUUAUACGAAGACUUCUAUUGACUGAACACAGUCGUGUUCAUAUGGGUGAGAAGCCUUAUUCUUGUAGUAUAUGUUAUAAGAGAUUUUCAUUAAAAGGUAAUUUGACUCAACAUAGUUGUGUUCAUACUGGUGAGAAAUCUUAUUCUUGUAGUAAAUGUAAUAAGAGUUUUUCUAGUAGAGCUUAUUUGACGUUACAUAGUCGAGUUCAUAUCAGUGAGAAACCUUAUUCUUGUAGUAUAUGUAAUAGGAGUUUUUCACGAAAAGAUCUACUGACUCAACAUAGUUGUGUUCAUACUGGUGAAUAAACCUUAUUCUUGUAGCAUAUGUUAUAAGAUUUUUUCACAAAUAGUUCUUCUAAAUAAGCACAUUUGUGUUCACACUGGAGAGAAACCUUUUUCAUGUAAUAAGACUUUUUCAAGGAAAGAUUAUCUAACUCAUCACAUUCUUGUUCAGACUGAUUAGUAGCAAUUGUCUUGUGUACGUAAUAAAAAAUUUUUUUUUUUCUCUUA